AUGUGGCUGCUCAUUGGAUGUUUGAUCCUGCUUCUUGCAUGGGAUUAUAGACGCAAACGAUGUCAAAAUAAAACAUUUAAGAAGUCCAGGAUUUCUGGACCCCCUUUGAUUCCAAUUUUUGGGAAUGUUCUUCAGCUCAUGUUCUUAAACCCGGAGAAUAUGCUUCAAUUUUUCGGCAACCAAUUUAAUAAAUAUGGCGAUUCUUUUCGGUUGUGGGCGUUAGGCGAGUGCGCUAUUUACACCAAGGAUAUUAAGAUCUUUGAGGCUCUUCUUAGCAGUAAUACCCUGCUGGAAAAGGCUCAACUCUACAGAUUUGUAAGACAUUUUCUUGGCGAUGGAAUCCUCUUAAGCACGGGUAGAAAAUGGAAUACGCGGAGAAAGGCUAUCGCUCCAGCCUUUCACUUCAAGUGCCUCGAAAACUUUGUGGAGAUAAUGGACAAACACAGUGGAGUGAUGGUGGAAAAACUGAGGGAAGUUGCGGAUGGUAAAACAUCUGUGAAUGUAUUCAAAUAUAUUUCUAAAGAAGCCCUGGAUGUGAUAACAGAGACGGCCAUGGGUGUACAAGUAAAUGCCCAGCAUAACGCCGACUUUCCAUAUACUAGAGCGCUCAAGAGUGUGGUUUAUAUUGAAUCGAAUCGGAUGGCAAGUUUUUUGCAACGUUUUGAUUGGCUCUUUCCCCUGGCGACUCCUCGUGUUUAUCGGCGCCUAAAAAAUGAUAUUCGCACAAUGCAAGAGUUUACCGACCAGGUGAUUCGUGAACGGAGAUCUGUUUUGGAGAGGUCAAAAGCAGACGGAACCUACCAACCACUUUUUUUGGGAGAUGAGGACACUGGUCACAAAUCGAAGAUAUCACUUAUAGACAUCCUGCUCCAGGCCACUAUUGAUGAUAAGCCACUAAGCGAUGUGGAUAUCCGCGAGGAAGUGGAUACAUUUGUAUUCGCUGGUACUGAUACCACUACCAGUGCAGUUUCCCAUGCUUUACAUGUGAUUUCAAGGUAUCCCAAGGUGCAGGAUCUUAUUUACAAGGAGUUGAUCGAUGUGCUGGGCCAGGAUCCCAAUGCUCCGGUGACCCAAUCGCAACUACUUUCUCUCAAGUAUCUCGACUGCGUGAUCAAGGAGGCAAUGCGAUUGCAUCCACCUGUUCCGCUAAUUGGAAGACACAUCCCAAAAGACCUGCAGAUUGGUGAGAAAACCAUUCCCGGCGACACCGACAUUAUGCUCGUAUCAUACUUUGUCUUCCGAGAUCCGGAGUACUUCCCCGAUCCGCUGACUUUCAAGCCCGAACGAUGGUUGAAUGAGGAAAAGGUCACCCAUCCUAAAAUUGCGUAUAUUCCAUAUAGUGCUGGACCCAAAAACUGCAUUGGCCAAAAGUAUGCCAUCCUCCAGAUGAAAACGCUGAUCAGUAAAGUUAUACGUCACUACGAACUUCUUCCGAUGGGUGGAGAGCUCAAUCCAACAUACACAUUUAUAUUAAGUUCAUCCACCGGAAACCAUCUUGGUCUAAAACCAAGGAUAAUGUUGGGUUCAAAUAGCAAUUAGUAGUCCUAUAUACUUGCAUUAAAUCUUAUUAAUUUUUUUUCAGCAAGGGACGCAAUGGGCUGAAUGAAUUUUAAAUAUUUAGGUAACAGAGAGCUUGCAAAGCUUAAGACUUUUGUUUUUUACAUAUGAACCAAUGUAUUGCUAUUGAUAUAAUAAAUAAAAUCUUGCUACAUACAUAUAUAAAAAAUAGAAUAAAAUGGUGAAAAUACAAAAACCUGCA
Molecule: messenger RNA, 1759 nt
Organism: Drosophila ficusphila
Lineage: Eukaryota; Metazoa; Arthropoda; Insecta; Diptera; Drosophilidae
Gene: Cyp4d21
Product: probable cytochrome P450 4d21
Molecular function (GO): iron ion binding; monooxygenase activity; heme binding
Source: RefSeq, a predicted model, not a curated record